AUGUCAAUGUAUGCAAUCAAGGCAAGUGCUUCCGAUUUUAAUGAUGAUGCAAUUGAGGAGAACUUGAAGACGGCCAAGCCUUACGAGAGCAUUCCCGGACCGUCGACUUUCAACAUGUUCAGAAGUUUCAUGCCAGGCGGAAGAUUCCAUUCGCUGCAAUUCUCAGACGUUCAUCGCGCUCUAAGCGCUGAACACGGACCGAUUUACAAGAUCAGGGGCGCUUUCGGACGGAAGGACAUGAUUGUCGUUGUGGAUCCGAAGGACUUCGAGAUUGUCUUCAGGACUGAGGGCACUUUUCCACAGAGAAGUGGACUUGAUUGCCUCGCUUACUACUGGAAGCACUACAAGAAGGAUUUGUAUGCCGUUUCUUUGGGUUUGGUGAGUGAACAGGGCCAGAGAUGGUGGGAUCUUCGGCAGAAAGUCAACGGCGUGAUGAUGAAGCCCCAAAGCACGAAGAGAUACACUUCAGCCAUUGACGAAGUUAGCAGGGAUUUUGUGCAGAAAUUACACAACUUGAGGGACUCGAACUUGGAAACACCAGCUGAUCUGUUCUUCCACUUGAAUGUCUGGGCAUUUGAGUCAAUAGCAAAUAUCACGAUCAACAUGCGACUUGGGCUUCUGAAUGAGAACAACAAAGAUAAGAAUAUACAUAAACUCAUGGACAACAUUAAGACUUUCUUCCAAUUGCUCAAUGAACUCGAUAUUCAACCUUCUGUGUGGAAAUUAUACAGAACACCAAAGUUUAAGCGUUUCAUUCAAUGUUGUUUUCUACGCAGUGUUAUAGAGAAAUUAGUGGAAAAGGGACUGGAAAACUUGAGAGAAAACAGUGAUGAAAGAGCAAAAAGCUCAGGAGAGAAAUGCGUUCUAGAAAAAUUAUCCGAGAUCAACAAGGACGUGGCAAUUAUAAUGGCAUUCGAAUCUCUUCUGGCAGGCGUUGAUACUACUUCUUCCGCAGUCUUCAAUGUCCUUUACAGCUUAGCAAUCAAUCAGGAGAAGCAGGACAAUCUGAGGGAAGAAUUGAUGAAGAUUCUGCCUGAAAAGGAUACGCCGUUGACAAAGGAAAAGAUGAGCAAUAUGCCUUACUUGAGAGCUUGUAUUAAGGAAACUUUCAGGCUGAUGCCAAUUGUGAGCGGUAACUUCAGAGGAGUCGGUCGAAAUAUUGUCCUGCAAGGAUAUAAAAUACCCAAAGACACUGGCGUUCUAAUGCAUAAUCAAGCUGUUCACAUGGACGAAAAAUACUUUCCAGAAUCAAAAUCCUUCCUUCCCGAACGUUGGCUGAGAUCACAGGAUAAACACGAGAACUACAAUCCCUUCACAUUUCUUCCCUUUGGCCAUGGAAGUCGAGUUUGUAUAGGACGAAGAUUUGCAGAACUCGAGAUUGAGUGUUUGGUGAUGAGAAUGGUCAGAAGCUAUCAUCUCGAGUGGCAUCAUCCACCGCCAGAGAUCCGCUCUUUGACCAUAAAUAUGCCUCACGGUGAUUUAAAGCUUCGUCUUCAAGAAACACUUGUUUAAUUCAUCUUAUUCUCACUGUAAAUUGCACAUAAAAAUUUCCGUGAAUAUUGAAUAAGAUCAAUGAAACGAAUGAAAUGUAGUUCAUUGUAUCCAUUUACCAACACUAUUGCACGAAAAUACACAUUCAACACAGUGUAAAAGGGCCAAAUUAUGUUUCAGACUUU
Messenger RNA from Phlebotomus argentipes, 1676 nucleotides. Its product is annotated as probable cytochrome P450 12b2, mitochondrial. Lineage: Eukaryota; Metazoa; Arthropoda; Insecta; Diptera; Psychodidae. The transcript is spliced from 5 exons. Gene Ontology annotation, molecular function: oxidoreductase activity, acting on paired donors, with incorporation or reduction of molecular oxygen; heme binding; iron ion binding. The coding region runs from base 1 to 1512 and encodes 503 amino acids. The record is from RefSeq and is a predicted model, not a curated record.